Molecule: messenger RNA, 1425 nt
Organism: Tachysurus fulvidraco (yellow catfish)
Lineage: Eukaryota; Metazoa; Chordata; Actinopteri; Siluriformes; Bagridae
Product: 4-galactosyl-N-acetylglucosaminide 3-alpha-L-fucosyltransferase 9-like
Exons: 2
Coding region: 7-1116 (369 amino acids)
Cellular component (GO): membrane
Molecular function (GO): alpha-(1->3)-fucosyltransferase activity
Source: RefSeq, a predicted model, not a curated record
UCUGGGAUGAUGAUAUCUACAUCAAAAUUACAACAGUUUUGCCUGAUAGUCACUUGCUGGCUUGUGGGACUCUUCUCUUGCCUGGUGUUUAUUCAGUAUUCCUCACAUAUAUGUGCACCGGAACCCAUUCCUUAUUAUCGAUCUUACAAUAAUGUAAACACCCUUAAUCCCGUUACAACUCCAGGUCAACAGGAGGAAAAACCCAUCCUGCUGCUGUGGAUGUGGCCUCUGGAAAAGCGGUGGGACUUUAAAGACUGUAAAGCCAUGUACAACAUUGACGGCUGCCAAUUGACUGAUGACAGAAACCUUUAUAACCAAUCAGACGCAGUCCUCGUUUUCCACAGAGGUAUCAAAUGGGACCUGUCCAACCUUCCGCCGUCUCCUCGGCCUCCGUUUCAAAAAUGGAUCUGGCUUCACGUCGAAUCGCCGACCAACACGGUGAGGAUUCCCGGUUUGGAGAAGCUUUUCAACCUCACACUGAGCUACAGACGGGAUGCCGACAUUUCUGUGAGGUAUGACCUCACGGUCAACAAGAAGCCAAACAAUGACUUUGUGAUCCCAAAGAAGGACAAGCUCCUGUGUUGGUUCGUGUCCAACAUGGCCACCAGUACUGGAGUAGGGACCAGGCUGAAGUACUACAACGAGUUAAAGAACCACAUCAAUGUAACUAUUUUUGGAGGAAUGGUUGGCAAACGCUUGAAAGAUGAAGACUACUACUCCACGAUGGCUAGCUGUAAGUUCUACCUCUCCUUUGAGAACUCCAUCCACAUAGACUACAUCAUGGAGAAAAUAAAUGGUCCUCUUUCAGCUGGGACAGUUCCGGUCGUCUUGGGGCCACCAAGAGAAAAUUAUGAUCAGUUUACUCCGAGUAAUGCCUUCAUUCACAUCAAUGACUUCCCUGAUGCUGCAUCACUGGCUAAAUAUCUGCUUCAGCUGGACAAAGACGAUCAAGCAUACAAGCGCUAUUUUGACUGGAGAAAACACGUAUCAGCGACACCGCAUCUAAUCUUUCCUUAUCAAGAGUUCAUCAUUUACAUCUGUCAUGCCUGUGAAUAUAUUGGAAGGUACAAAGACUAUAGAGCUGCAAAAGACCUCUACAAGUGGUGGUUUUCAUAAAGAGGAACUCUGGACGAGUGCAUUUGCCAAUCGGUGUAAAGCUAUAUAAAAAAAUCAGAUCUUUAUCAGCAGAAAAAUGCACAUUAAUUGAUUUGAUUUGGAUAUGGUUUAUUUGAUUUGUCGGCUCAAGUGGCUAACCCAAGAUAAAAGCUGUAGUAACAAGCAGUGGCAAAUUUUUAACCCUGUAACUACGAUACGAUGUAUAACCCUGUAACUACGAUACGAUACUCCUGAAAAUCUGAGAACCUGCAGGACAUCUGAUUGUGCGAGAGAACCAUCGAAAGGAAAUAUAACAAUGCCUACAGUAGA